AUGUCCUCCUCCAAUACACAUCCACACAUAAGCCCUGCCAUUCCUGCCAGCAGUUCAAGUGCCGGCCCUACCGCGCAUACCGACCCAGAUCAACGCCGAAACUCCACACUGUCCACAGACUCCGAUGUGAUCCACUUCCUCUAUUUCGAAGAUAACGAUGGUUUCUUUCCACCUAGCUGGAUUGGCAAACAGUCACAGCAAGUACUAUCAGACAAGGGCACGAGCAGCCACGGGUCCGGGGGCGAAGCUAAGAGCAUGAAUGCUUCCAAAUUCGAAGGUCACACAUAG
Molecule: messenger RNA, 288 nt
Organism: Penicillium bovifimosum
Lineage: Eukaryota; Fungi; Ascomycota; Eurotiomycetes; Eurotiales; Aspergillaceae
Exons: 1
Coding region: 1-288 (95 amino acids)
Source: RefSeq, a predicted model, not a curated record